AUGAAGGUCAAAUUACCACUCGCGGAGCAUGGCUUUCCCACCUCUGGAGUUGUCAGAGCCGUGAUUGAAUGCGUUACUGCAGAUGUCUCGGACAUUGAGCAGUUCUACAACAUUACCUUUUCCGAGACACGAAUCAAUCGCUUGAAGGGCUAUUACCGCGAGAAGUUGACCGAGCUGAGAACUGUCGAAUAUCUGUUUCUGAAUGCAGAAGACCGGACCGACUAUAUACUACUGGAGAAAUACUUACAUCAACAACUCGAAAGCCUUGGAUCCUUGGAAACUUCACUCGAGGAAUUGAAGCCCCUCAUCGAGCCAUUUGCAUCUAAAUUGAUUGGGCUUAUCGAACGCAGGCAAAAGGUGGUACCAACUACAGGCAGAUAUGCAGCAGAUGUUCUUUCGGCUGUGUCUGAGGAUGUAGGAAAGAAACUUCGUACGAUCAGAGACAACAAACCUCAGACGAAAGAUCCUGCAGCUCGCUUUGCAGCCUUUCGCGCGGUCAAAUGCGUAGAGGAACUCACGGGGGCGGUGGAAGAAUGUAUGCUUUUCUACAAGGGAUAUGAUCCAGAUUUCACGUGGUGGACGUCUGCCCCUUUCCAAGAGGUGAUUCAGCAGUUGAACUCCUUCCAGACCGCUACGACGGCUACACUAGUCGAAACCCCUAAUGGCAGCCCUACCGAUGACAUAGUCGGUCAGCCAAUCGGACGGUCAGGUCUCCUGGCAGAUCUCGAUGCUCAAUUCAUCGCAUACAGUCCGGAAGAGCUGAUCGAAAUCGCUGAUAAAGAGUAUGCUUGGUGCGAGACUGAAAUGAUCAAAGCAUCCAAGGCACUAGGGUAUGGUCAAGACUGGAAAGCUGCACUUGAGCAUGUCAAGAAUCUGUACGUUGAACCUGGUCAGCAAACGCGUCUUGUCCACGAACUGUCUGAAGAGGCAGUAGCGUAUGUCAAACGACAUGACAUGGUUACAGUCCCACCUAUAGCCGAAGAAUGCUGGAGAACUCUCAUGAUGUCCCCCGAGCGACAAAAAGUCAACCCCUUCUUUCUUGGAGGAGAAUCUCUCAUUGUGUCAUAUCCGACUGACACAAUGUCGCAUGCAGACAAACUGAUGUCUAUGCGCGGAAACAACAGACCAAUGUCGAGAAGCACCGUCUUUCACGAACUGAUCCCUGGCCACCAUCUCCAGAUGCACAUGAUCGCGCGAUACAGAUCCUAUAGAAGUCUCUUCACCACACCCUUCUGGAUAGAGGGUUGGGCCUUUUACUGGGAGUUCAUUCUGUGGGAUCGUGGUUUUGCCAGCACUCCUGAAGAAAAGAUCGGUAUGCUUUUCUGGCGGAUGCACCGCUGUGCUCGCAUCGUCUUCAGUCUGAAAUUCCACAUGAAUCAGAUGACACCUCAGGAAUGUAUCGACUACUUGGUAGACAAAGUUGGGCAUGAAAGAGCCACCGCCGAAGGUGAAGUCAGACGAAGCUUCAAUGGUGAUUACAAUGCCCUAUAUCAAGCUGGGUAUAUGCUUGGAGCACUUCAGAUUUAUGCCUUGCGGAAGGAGAUGGUGGAAAAUGGCGAUCUCACGGAAAAGCAAUUUCAUGAUCGCGUGCUCAAGGAAGGAGAGAUGCCUAUUGAGAUUCUUAGAGCAUUGUUGCAAGACAAGAGACUGCAUCCAGGUCAUAAAGCAGCUUGGAGGUUCUAUGAUCUUUAG
Molecule: messenger RNA, 1692 nt
Organism: Aureobasidium melanogenum CBS 110374
Lineage: Eukaryota; Fungi; Ascomycota; Dothideomycetes; Dothideales; Saccotheciaceae
Exons: 1
Coding region: 1-1692 (563 amino acids)
Source: RefSeq, a predicted model, not a curated record